GGAAAACCUACGUUAGUGUUCCAAGACUUUUGGCAGUGAUUGUAGAAGAGCACGGCAGUCUUCUACAAGGUUGGUCUGAUCAGGAGCGUCAUAAUAGCUUUUCACUCAUUGAACCCACUGAUCUAUAAACAAGACUUUUUUAUAGACCAGUGAUUGAACCUCCUUGUUUCUGAAACAAUCAAGGUAUCAUCCUACCUAUGGAAAUUCAAUAUUGAGUUCAAUCAUAGCAUAGUCAAUAGAAUAGUGACUAUUGACUGUGGUUCAAUGCAUCAUAGUAUGGUUCAAUGAGUACGUCUGACAGUGCACGCGGUUUUCAAAAGCCAAGGUUUACCUAUUUCUCAAUUUCAACUCUGGUUUCACUGUAGCUCAGCGGCAUCACCUUAAAAAUGACAAUAUCUUCUCCUCACCUUAUUUUGCAUAUUUGAUAAGAAUCGCGCGACACAAGAAAGUGUUAUAAAACAUACAUUGAGGCGUAAUUGGUGCUCCCAUAGAGAACCAGAUGACUCUCCUGUCGGAUUCUUGCAUUGAAAUUCAGAAGCCGUUCCGGGGCUCCUCGUUAGCUAAUUGUAAAGCAUCAUAAAUGUUUUGCCGCAGCUAGGCGACCUUUUACGCGAAAGGAAUCGAUGAACAAGCUAUGCUAUCAUAAAAGUUGUCCUAAAGGUUUGAUUAACUUCUUGGCAGAGAGGCAGAGGAGACGAACAGUUGUUGAUUUUAGAUCGUACAUGAAACAACUAAAUGCCAAUUUCAUAUGAUCCAGUCUAACUAAAAUCACAGGAAGCAGAAUUAUUGAGAUUACAAGCACACUGACAACGAUUUAUAGCAGAGCAAAUGAUCACCCGAACAUCCGAACACGAACUUCCUAUCAGAAAGAAGAAAGAAAUCUGAUGCGGUAAAUGAAUGGAAAGUUCAUAGAAGAUAUAAAUUUCUUGUUCCAUCCAUAAUCAACACAUAGAUUAUCUGGAUCCAGAAGCUGUUGAAAGACGCCUUGGAAGAAGAAUGACUUGGAAAAACCGGAAAUAGACGAGGGAUCUUAUUCUAUAAAAUCAUUUAAUAAUUACAAGUGAACAUAAGCGAUAUUUCAAAUACGAAUAUUUCUGAAAUGGAUUUUCCUGAUUGGUUCAAUUUCACUCUAGAGGAACUCGAGAGUGGCAAUUUCUCAUGGAACGAAAGCUGGGUGUUUGACAAUGCAUCCUGUUGUACUAACGAAACCAGCUGGUGGCUCUGGGAAAAGAUAAAUAAUAAACCGAUGAUUGCCGGGUGCUGGAUUUACAUAGUGUUCAGCUCCCUGGCUCUCAUCGCCAAUACAGUUGUGCUGGUGCUCCUCCGGAGAAGAGGAAAGCACCGCACGCUUUUUGAUCUCACUGUCGCAAGCCUCGUUCUGGCUGAUUUGAUUAUAAGCGUGACAUUUUUGGCGGGUACUAUUGUAUAUCUAGUGUACCUGAACACGGAUUCACCAAUUUCUUCAACGAUUGAGAAGAUGCUAAUGGCACUGGAAGUAACAAAUUCGUACUGUUUCAUCGUUUCACUACUUCAUGUUAUUCUCAUCACUGUUGAGCGUUUAGGUGCCUUGUUCAGUCCGUUCAGGUACCGCCAAGUGGUAACAAAACAUAGGAUAAAGAUCGUUAUCGUCUCAAUCUGGCUGCUCUCCUCCAUCUCAAUCGCGUUAAGUCUCCACGUGUUCAAACACUUGAUCGAACAAAAGAUACUUGGAAUAAUUGUCUUCGUGUCCGGAGGAUUGCUUAUAGUAAUGUAUCUCAUAAUAGCCGUGAAACUAGUGUCAUUAAAGAAGUUGAAUAAAAAGUGGAAAAUGGAGAAGCGAGUACUGGGAAAUUCUUUGGCAGUUACACUAACAUUUCUGAUAUGCUUAUUUCCUUUUGCAGUAGCCAUGAUAAAGACGGACAUUAACUGGGCUAUCAGUUAUGGCUAUUUGUGUACCUCAUUCGUAUCGGUCAAGUUAUUCUUAGACCCCGUGCUGUACUUUUUUGUCAGUUUUUGGAAGGGACGCAAGGCUGAAAAGAAGCGAUUUAGGGCGCUAACAUUAGCAACAUUUUAUAAUAUGACAUUGGCUUCAUCAAACAAUAACCUUUACAACGAUCUUGAUGCCUCCACUGUGAAAAACAUACCAAGUCCGCAACGUAACAAUCGCGUCGAAUUCGCCACGCUUAGCAAGAAUGAAGACUUUCAGAAAUGGAUUACCAGAAUGAAGACAUUGAGGGUUUGAUUACCAAUGGUUUACGGGGAAAUCCGAAAGUAAAAUAUCAAGACAAAUAGGGGUGACCAGGAGACUGAGAACCUUUUUAUCAAUAGUAGUCAUAAUAAGAUGUUUCAACUAGAUAUAUUUUAAGAGGGCUCUUUUUAGCUUUCAAAUGAGGCAACGAGAAUCUUCUAAAAUUUAAAUAACUCGAUAAAUAUAAAUGAUGGCUCAAUACAGCAGACACCUCUAUACAACGGACACCUCUAUACAACGGACACCUCUAUACAACGGACACCUCUAAAUUACAGACACCUUUAUACAACGGACACCUCUAUACAACGGACACCUCUAUACAACGGACACCUCUAUACAACGGACACUACUGUACAAAGGACACAUCUAUACAGCAGACACCUCUACACAACGGACUUCUCUACACAACGGACACCUCUUUACAACGGACACCUCUUUACAACGGACACCUCUUUACAACGGACACCUCUUUACAACGGACACCUCCAUACAACGGACACCUCCAUACAACGGAGAGUUACACUGGUCAAAACAAUGUUCUUUUUAUGAAAGUUCCACUGCUCUACAAUAAGAGGGAACUGGUAGCCCCCUAAAUAAUUUCGAGACUAUAAUAUCUAAUCUCCAUGACAAAGUAUUGAAUCUACAGGUGCCUCACUUCUCUCCCCCCCCCCUAGU
This is a messenger RNA of Rhopilema esculentum, 2902 nucleotides long. RefSeq lists its product as uncharacterized. Gene Ontology annotation, cellular component: membrane. Gene Ontology annotation, molecular function: G protein-coupled receptor activity. The record is from RefSeq and is a predicted model, not a curated record. Gene Ontology annotation, biological process: G protein-coupled receptor signaling pathway. Lineage: Eukaryota; Metazoa; Cnidaria; Scyphozoa; Rhizostomeae; Rhizostomatidae.